GAUUCCAAGAAGCUAGACAAGUCUUCCGUAUGCGCUGUCUAGACCCGGUCAGACAGGCAGCUGGUGUGUCUAGAAUACUCUUUCUAUGCUCUGGCCAUUUUCUUCAGUGUAAUUUUUUCUAGGUUACACAACGGCAGCAGCCUACUUGAAUAAGUCACAGAUUUUGACUCAGAAGGACAAAUUCGUCCAUUCGGAGCGCUGAUUCGGGACACAAGAUCAAACAGAUCUCUUUAACCUAAUUCUAUAGAUAGUUAAGGCGGUCGUUCAAUAUGCUUUUGGGCAAAGUGAGUUUGACUCCUGCGUUGUGCACAGCACUUCGUAUCUCCCCUGCCUUUUCCGGGAUUCAGAAGCAGAUCGGAGCAGCAGCCACGCAGAAUGCCCGCCUCUAUGCUUCUUCUCAGGCCGCGGAGGCAGUACUGGACAAGCAGGCUGUUGGCACCACCACAGCAACCAAGGCAGCCACUGCCAAGAAGGCACAGAGCGUGGAGUCCCAGUCUUUCGCCGUCAACAUGUUCAAGGGCCAGAUCAACCCCUCGCAGGUCUUUCCCUUCCCCUCAGUGAUGAACGAGGAGCAGACCCAGUUCCUCCAGGAGUUAGUCCCACCCGUUUCCAAAUUCUUUGAAGAGGUGAAUGACCCAGCAAAGAAUGACUCCCUGGAGAAGGUGGAGGACAGCACCAUGGAAAGCCUGAAAGAGAUGGGGGCAUUUGGUCUGCAGGUCCCCCAGGACCUUGGGGGUGUGGGCCUCACCAACACACAGUAUGCCAGGCUGGUGGAGAUCGUGGGCCAGCACGACCUGGGGGUUGGCAUCACUCUGGGUGCCCACCAGUCCAUCGGUUUCAAGGGCAUCCUGCUGGUUGGUAGUCCCGCCCAGAAGGAGAAAUACCUGCCCAAGCUGGCCACAGGUGAGACCCUGGCGGCUUUCUGUCUGACUGAACCCGCCAGUGGCUCUGACGCUGCGUCCAUAAAGACCCUCGCUACCCUCUCUCCCUGUGGAAAACACUACAUCCUCAAUGGAGGCAAGAUCUGGAUCAGUAAUGGUGGUCUGGCUGAGAUCUUCACAGUGUUUGCCAAGAUGCCCAUGAUGGAUGAGAAGACAGGACAAAUGAAAGACAAAAUCACAGCCUUUAUUGUGGAGAGGAGCUUCGGAGGAGUGACACACGGUCCCCCUGAGAAGAAGAUGGGCAUUAAGGCGUCCAACACGGCGGAGGUGUACUUUGAGAACGUCCCGGUACCCAUUGAGAAUGUCCUGGGAGAGGUAGGUGGCGGCUUCAAGGUGGCCAUGGCCAUCCUCAACAACGGGCGCUUCGGCAUGGCCGCCGCCCUCUCCGGCACCAUGAAGGGAGUCAUCACCCAGGCUGUGGACCAUGCAGCCAACAGGGUCCAGUUUGGCAGUAAGAUCCACACCUAUGGAGCUAUCCAGGAGAAGUUGGCACGCAUGACUAUGCUGCAAUAUGUCACUGAGUCCAUGGCCUACAUGAUCAGUGGGAACAUGGACAGUGGAUCCAAAGACUACCAUAUUGAAGCGGCCAUCAGCAAAAUCUUUGCCUCUGAGGCUGCCUGGGAAGUGACUGAUGAGUGUAUCCAGGUCAUGGGAGGAAUGGGCUUCAUGAAGGGCUCUGGUGUAGAGAGGGUGAUGAGGGAUCUUAGAAUCUUCAGGAUCUUUGAGGGAACCAACGACAUUCUCAGACUGUUUGUGGCUCUCAACGGAUUCCAGGAUGCAGGGAAGCACCUGAAGUCUCUACAGAAGGCUCUGAAGAACCCUCUGGGCAACGCUGGGCUGCUGGCUGGAGAGAUCACCAAGAGGGCCAAGAGGACGGCAGGUCUGAGCACUGGGCUCACUCUACAGGGAUCAGUCCAUCCGGAGUUGUCUCACAGUGGAAAUCUGGCUGUUAAAGCUAUCGAGCACUUUGGAGUCACUGUUGAGGAUAUGCUGCUCAAACACGGCAAGAACAUCCUCCAUGAGCAGUUUGUGCUGAAGAGAGUGGCAGACAGUGCCAUUGACCUGUAUGCUAUGGUUGUUGUCCUGUCCAGGGCUUCCCGCUCUCUGAGCCAGGGUCAUGCCUCUGCCCAGCAUGAGAAGAUCCUGUGUGAAACCUGGUGUAUCGAGGCCUAUGACAGGAUCAUGAAGAACGUCAAGGACCUGAAGUCUAGUUCCACCACCCAGGUCUUUAAGAACAUGAAGGCCAUAUCUGCUGCCGUAGUGGAGAAUGGAGGCAUCGUCGCUCCUCACCCUCUGGGUUUCUAAACCAACUCAUAGAACAUUUAUAACACUGACAGAAACAUACUACUCCCUGAGAGAGAGGUCCUUUUCACACUACUGAAUCAAUCCAAGCUGUACUGUACUGGCUGAAACCACGCUAGAAAGGAAAAUGUGAAACCAAAAUCUGAGCCGGUACGGUUUGGGUUGGCACGAUAAUGUGAAAAGGGUGAGAAUGGGCUCUUCUAUGGGAGAAUCUCCACUGCAUACUUCUCAUGUCCUCGCCUCUUUCUCAAAACCCAUUGGAGGAGAAGGUCAGAGAACUUUGGGUUUCUUGAAGGAGGCGAGAGAGGAUGCAAGUAGUAUGCAAUUGAGAUUCUCCCAUUGUCUCAAAGACAGACUGCAGAAGAAAAACGUAAUUCUUCAAGCCUCAACGUUACAAUGCAUCACAAGCCAAGCGGAUCAACUACAUGGUUCUGACUGUUGAUUUACUGAAUGUAAAGUCUGUUUUACUUUUACUAUAUUUAUGGCCUUUUUAAAUAAUAUGUUCUGUAGUCUUUAUCUGUCCAGGAUCUCAUUUGGAACUAACCGUAUGUGCAUGGUGGUAUUUUACCAAAUGACUAAGAUGUGGGGAGAGACCAAGUUACUUUGUUGAAGGUUUUUGUUUGAUGUUGAGAUUUGGUUCUGGGUUGCUGAGACUGUUUGGGACAAUUCUGAGGAAGGACAGUUUGAGGAAGUAUAGUGACAUCAGCCUUGUAUCUGGGAUCUUUGAAUGCAUCAUUUUGUGUUCAUUGUGACUAAAUUCUCUCUACCUGUUAAUAACCUGGUAUGUACAGAGUUGUGUGUGCUGCACUCACAAAUGGCCUCCAUCUGAAAUGGCAUGCAAGGGAAAAUAGGGUGCCAUUUCAGAGUCACCCAUGUUCUCUCCCCUACUAGUUAUUUGUUGUAUGUUCUAAUGUCCUUUGACAGUUGACCUUUAUUGUGGUCAGGUGUCACAUUCCGUGCAAUCAACCAUCUGCCCUUCUGUUUUCAAAUCAAAUUUUAUUGGUCACAUACACAUGGUUAGCAGAUGUUAAUGCGAGAGUAGUGAAAUGCUUCUGCUUCUAGUUCCGACCAUGCAGUAAUAUCUAACAAGUCAUCUAAAAUUUCACACACAAGUGUAAAGGAAUGAAGAAGAAUAUGUACAUAUAAAUAUAUGGAUGAGUGAUGGCCAAGAUACAGUAUAUACAUAUGAGAUGAGUAAUGUAGGGUAUGAAAACCUAUAAAGUGGCAUUUUUUUUAAAGUGACUAGUGAUACAUUUACAUCCAUUUUUUUUAUUAUUAAAGUGGCUAGAGAUGAGUCAGUAUGCUGGCAGCAGCUGUUUAACAGUCUGAUGGCCUUGAGAUAGAAGCUGUCUCUCGGUCCCAGCUUUGAUACACCUAUACUGACCUCGCCUUCUGGAUGAUAGCGGGAUGAACAGGCAGUGGCUCGGGUGGUUGUUGUCCUUGAUCUUUUUUUUCACCACUUCACUCGUUUGUGUACGGUGAUCAUUUGUUCCCUACUGUUUUAUGUAUUCUACAUUUGUCUUCAUAUGACAAGGAUUGGAAAGGAUUAUACUCAGAGUUUGAGUGCGUGUAACUCACGGUUUUACGUAAGUAUUUUUGGGGACAGCCUGUUUGUGAAAGUCUAUUUUGACAAGCGGGCAGGAAUAGUGGUGCAGCACACUCAACCACCAACAAACAACUCUAGUGCCUGAUAUUCCAAUUGCCUUUGCCAGGGGUUGCAGGUCUAUUACUAAAAUGUAUUUAAUGGUCGUACCGGUAUGUCGUGUUGCUGAAUAUGUACCGUAAUCAAUAAAGAUUGGCUUGUGGCUACUUCUUCAA
Oncorhynchus mykiss (rainbow trout) is the source of this 4061-nucleotide messenger RNA. RefSeq names its product acyl-CoA dehydrogenase very long chain (gene acadvl). Lineage: Eukaryota; Metazoa; Chordata; Actinopteri; Salmoniformes; Salmonidae. Gene Ontology annotation, molecular function: fatty-acyl-CoA binding; very-long-chain fatty acyl-CoA dehydrogenase activity; flavin adenine dinucleotide binding. The record is from RefSeq and is a predicted model, not a curated record.